AUGUUUGAUCUAAUUAUGGAGGUCAUCGGGGCAAUCGAGCACGAGGUAGACGAGAUCCUUAACUGGCUAGCUGUCCUUUGGAUGAUCUUCACCUCGGCAUUCUUCCUCUACGUCUUGAUCACCAAUCCAUUCUGGCGUUCGGACAGCAAGAACUACAUCAUAGCGGAUCAGGCCGAGCUGUCGCGCCUCUUUCAAAUCGCGAGGGACGCUGGCAAUUUCGACGAAAAACGGGUGCGUGCUGCCUACGAUGAUUACCAGCAGGCCACGGUCAAGUACCUUGGCGACUUGGAAUCGCUCAGCUUUUGGGACUGGCGACGGGAAGAGGCCGUUUGCGACGAGUACAAGGCACACCUGGUUUUCAAAAUUGAUUCGUUGCGGUCGGUACUCCGUGUCAAGGACAGGGUAUUUAACAUCAAGUAUUGA
Messenger RNA from Pyricularia pennisetigena, 423 nucleotides. RefSeq lists its product as uncharacterized. The record is from RefSeq and is a predicted model, not a curated record. NCBI's taxonomy places the organism in Eukaryota, Fungi, Ascomycota, Sordariomycetes, Magnaporthales, Pyriculariaceae. Bases 1 to 423 code for a protein of 140 amino acids. The transcript has 2 exons.